Messenger RNA from Chenopodium quinoa (quinoa), 2253 nucleotides. RefSeq names its product serine/threonine-protein kinase 38-like. The record is from RefSeq and is a predicted model, not a curated record. Gene Ontology annotation, molecular function: protein serine/threonine kinase activity; ATP binding. Bases 90 to 1652 code for a protein of 520 amino acids. NCBI's taxonomy places the organism in Eukaryota, Viridiplantae, Streptophyta, Magnoliopsida, Caryophyllales, Amaranthaceae. Gene Ontology annotation, biological process: intracellular signal transduction; peptidyl-serine phosphorylation. The transcript has 13 exons.
UUCUCUUCUUUCUCUCUCCUUGGCAAUUGGCACACAGUAGAGAGAGAAAGAGAAAAAGCUAGAGAGAGAAAGUUAGAGAGAGAAAGAAGAUGGAGAAUCAUGAAGGAGGAGAGAGAGAUGAAGAAGUGAUGGGGUCAACUUUGACCAUGGAGAAAGUCAAGGCUGCUAAGAAGUUUAUCGAGAAUCACUAUCGAGCUCAGAUGAAGAACAUUCAAGAACGAAAAGAGAGACGCUGGGUUCUAGAAAAACAGCUAGCUUCUUCGGACGUGCCCAAAGAAGAACAAAUGAGCUUGAUUAAAGAUUUGGAGCGAAAAGAGACAGAGUUUAUGCGACUGAAAAGGAAUAGGAUAUGCGUGAAUGACUUUGAACUAUUGACCAUCAUUGGGAGAGGAGCUUAUGGUGAGGUCCAACUGUGCCGAGAAAAGAAAUCUGGAAAUAUAUAUGCCAUGAAAAAGUUGAAGAAAUCUGAAAUGCUUAGUCGAGGACAGGUGGAACACGUUAGAGCUGAAAGGAACUUGCUUGCAGAAGUUGACAGUCACUGCAUUGUAAAACUGUAUUACUCCUUUCAAGAUGCUGAAUAUUUGUAUCUAAUUAUGGAAUAUCUGCCUGGCGGUGACAUGAUGACCCUUCUGAUGAGGGAAGAUAUCUUAACUGAAAAGGUUGCAAAAUUUUACAUAGCACAGAGUGUCUUGGCAAUAGAAUCUAUUCACAAGCACCACUAUAUCCACAGGGACAUUAAACCAGACAACCUUCUUCUUGAUAAGAGUGGUCAUAUGAAACUGUCAGAUUUUGGCCUUUGUAAACCUCUUGAUUGUGCUACUUUGUCUACUAUCCGAGAAAAUGAAUCCAUGGAUGACGCUUCGAAAGAUUCAAUGGAUAUAGAUGCUACCCUUCCUGAUGCUGGUAAUGGUCACAGUUGGAGAAGUGCUCGUGAGCAACUUCAGCAUUGGCAAAGGAAUAGGAGAAAGUUGGCAUUUUCAACUGUGGGUACCCCUGAUUAUAUUGCUCCUGAAGUUUUACUGAAGAAAGGAUAUGGAAUGGAAUGUGACUGGUGGUCAUUAGGUGCAAUCAUGUACGAAAUGCUAGUUGGUUAUCCUCCUUUUUACUCUGAUGAUCCAAUAACAACAUGCAGAAAGAUUGUACACUGGAGGCACUAUCUAAAAUUUCCCGAGGAUGCAAAGUUGACAUUUGAGGCAAAAGAUCUUAUUUGUAAGUUGCUUUGUGAUGUUGAUCAUCGAUUAGGCACUGGAGGGGCAGAGCAAAUUAAGGCACAUCCUUGGUUUAAAGAUGUUGAGUGGGAUAGAUUAUAUGAGAUGGAGGCAGCUUAUAAGCCACAAGUUAAUGGGGAGCUGGAUACUCAGAACUUUAUGAAAUUUGAUGAGGCAAACAAUGCAACACCAUCAAGAUCUGGAUCAGGACCUUCAAGAAAGAUGUUGACAUCAAAAGAUCUAAGUUUUGUGGGAUAUACGUACAAAAACUUCGAUGCUGUUAAGGGGCUACAUCAUUCUUAUGAUCGUAAGGGAGGCAAUUCACCUAAACGCCCGUCUCUGGAUUCUAUGUUCAAUGAAAAUGGGAUUGACUUUGCAACAAAGCAUGCAGACGAAAUGGAUAUACAGAUGCUUACAACAGCUGACGAUUGUAUGUCCCAGUGAAGAAUAUGCGUGAAAAAAGUGGCAGUCUUGUAGAGUUUGUGGCAUGAAUGCGGGGCUUUACCAAAAUGUGAUGCUUUGUAUUAUUUGGCUUCUGAGCGUUCUGCAGCUUCACUGUCAUUAAGAUUUAAGUGUACAGCAUUGAAAAACAUCAGGUAGAGCCCGAUGGCGGGUAGAUUUGGCUGAAGUUGAAUUUGAUAUCUAGAAGGGGUUUGUGUAAUAGAGACUUUUGUCCCCCUCGUUCUUCAUCUCUUUUUUGUUUAAAUUUAUUUUCUAAUUUUCCCCCGUUAUCUUUUGGCUAAUUUGAUUAGAAAAAUAUAAAAGUAGAAUUUGGUCCUGGCUGCCCAGGUUGGCUAGUGUAGGGAUUAGUGAAACGCCUUCUCUAGUGGCAGUUUCUGGUCGCUGUUUUUGAACUUUGUUUGGGGACUAGAAACAAACUUUGUAACAUUUGUAACAAAAUUAUGAUAUUUUAAUGGGGAACCUGGAAGUCUUAGUUGAGCUUCUAAUUUACUAUAUAAAUGUAAUGUAAGGUGUUUGAUACUUCUUUUUUCGUAUGGCCUUUUUUUGGGGCAUUUUAUAAAAAUAUAGAUUAUUGUACAAUUCA